Molecule: messenger RNA, 378 nt
Organism: Funneliformis mosseae
Lineage: Eukaryota; Fungi; Glomeromycota; Glomeromycetes; Glomerales; Glomeraceae
Source: the annotation of a GenBank genome assembly
AUGGCAAUGGCAGCAGCAUCAGCGAAAAACCGGAACGCCCGGUUACCACCCGAGGUAAAUCGAGUAUUAUUUGUGAGAAAUCUUCCAUUUAAUAUUACUUCUGAAGAAAUGUACGAUAUUUUUGGAAAGUAUGGUGCAAUACGUCAAAUUCGGCUAGGAUGUGAAAAAGAUACACGCGGAACAGCAUUUGUAAUAUAUGAAGAUAUAUUUGAUGCGAAAGCUGCUUGUGAUCAUCUUAAUGGUUUCAAUGUUAUGGGUAGAUAUCUUAUUGUACUUUAUUAUCAACCUAAUAAAGUUACUAAAAAGAUGAACCUCCAGAAAAAAGAAGAGGAACUAAGAGAAUUGAAGAGUCGAUAUGGAAUACCUGAUCAGGAUUAA